AAAACCAAAACCAAUCUUCCCCAGACCACAUCACGCUCCUUCGUCAUGACAUCUCUCGCCGCAGGUCUGUCAAAAGCGCUCCCAGCUCCCAAAUAUUCCGCCGAGGAAGAUGUUACAGCCAGCCGGAAACCCACUGCACGAGUGCUCGGGGGGGGUGACCCUGACCAACAGGGCUUAAUUCUUAAGAGAACUGGUCCGCCCCCAUACGGUCGGCGAUCAGCAUGGCGACCUCGAUCAGCAGACGACUUCGGGGAUGGAGGUGCCUUUCCCGAGGUUCCGAUGGCACAAUACCCGCUCGACAUGGGUCGCAAAAGGUCGGGAACUAGUAAAGCUCUUACUCUCCAGGUCGACAAUGAAGGGAAAGUGAAGUACGAUGCAAUUGCCCGACAAGGCCAUAAUGAUAAGCGAAUAGUACACGCGUCAUUCAAAGAUCUUAUCCCCCUCCGCCAGCGCGCAGACGUGGGCGAGAUUUCAUUAGAGAGGCCCUCGGAAGAGGAUGUAGCGGCUACAACGGAGAAGACAAGGCAGGCAUUGGCAAGGUUAGUUUCGGGUGCCGUGGCCGCUCAGAAGCCGAAGAAUGUCAAGGGGACGAACAGAAAGGACGCUCAGUAUGUCCGCUAUACACCGUCAAAUCAACUCGGUGACACGACCAAGCGCAGCGACAAGAUCAUCAAGAUUGUGGAACGACAGCAGGACCCUAUGGAACCACCGAAAUUCAAGCACAAGAAGAUCCCCCGAGGACCUCCGUCCCCACCUCCCCCUGUCAUGCACUCACCUCCGCGGAAACUGACGGCAGCAGAUCAGGAAGCAUGGACUAUUCCACCCCCAGUCUCGAAUUGGAAGAACCCUAAGGGAUACACAGUCCCGCUUGAUAAACGUCUAGCAGCCGACGGCCGCGGACUCCAGGACGUUACCAUUAACGACAAAUUUGCACAGUUUGCCGAAGCGCUCUUCACCGCCGACCGGCAUGCAAGAGAAGAGAUCAAACAGCGGGCAUUAAUGCAGCAAAAAUUAGCCGAGAAGGAGAAAUCACAGAAAGAAGAGCACCUGCGAAUGUUGGCACAGAAGGCCAGGGAGGCCGCUCACACUGAUUCUAGGUCAGACGAUGAGGCACGGAAAAUGCAAAUGUUAGCUAGGGAGCAGGGGCGCGAUAUUGGUGAGAAGAUAGCACUGGGUCUCGCGAAGCCGACACAGAGUCAAGAAACGAUGUGGGAUUCAAGAUUGUUCAAUCAGUCAUCUGCCUUUGGCGCGGGCUCCGGCUUCAACGAGGAUCAGCCGUACGAUAAACCGCUCUUUGCAGCGCAGGAAGCAGCGAACAGCAUCUACAGGCCAAAAGUCAGUGUCGACGACGACGACGAGGACACUGCCCGCAGCGAGAUGGACAGAAUAAAGAGGAAUUCUCGAUUUGAAGUCCUUGGGAAAGCGCAACAGGGGUUCAGAGGUGCUGCUGACGCUGAGGCCCGUGACGGCCCCGUCCAAUUCGAAAAAGACGCCGCGGACCCAUUUGGUGUUGAAGCGUUUGUUAAAGCCGCAGGUGAGAAAGCCGGUACCAAACACGGACUACAAGAGCGAGAUUCUUCGCCCGGAGGAAGUAAGCGGUCGAGAGCAAAUUAUAUGUGAUUUUUUUUCCUCUUAUUUUCUUCCCCCCCACUCGACGCCAACGGUGCCAAUUUGGAAAUUUGGUAGCGGAGACCACUCAAUGAUGGAAGCGGGUGGCAGAUGAAGGGGGAGGUGGCUUGCGAUCUUGUAUACCAUCAUGAUUUUCCUUUCCUUUCCUUUCCUUUCCUUUCCUUUCCUUUUUUUUUUAAUGCACUCUCUCCUGUAUUUGGAUCCUUCUUGAUGAGUGGGGGAUAAAAAUUAUAUCAUAAUUCCGUUUCUAUCAGGGCGCUCUCUUUUAAAUUCUUGAGAUGUGGAUGUGGGGUUCUCAUCGAGUGAGUGGGUGAGCUUUUGUGAUCAUGGUAGUUGGUGACUAAUUGGAGUAUAUCCGUUUACCCACAGGGUGUGCUAGCACUUGAACCCCAUAUACCGCUCGGCGUUCUUAUAUGAUACGUAAAAUAUUGACCAUUAUCAUGGUUGUAUGGAAGGAAGGAAGAAAGGAAAAGAAAGAAAGGAGGGAAAUCUACCUCUCGCCAACACCCAAUGCUUCCAUGGGCCUGCGCCAAUACCCGCGUCCUCUAGCGACGAAACCACAUCUCCACUUACGAUACUCUGCCGAAAGAAAGGAACUACGUAUGAUACCCUACUUUAUCUAUUGGUCCCAUCAAUCUCGAGUCGGACUCUGUGCUACCAUAUCUCGCGUGUGUGGGGGGGGGGCAACCACUAUCGUGAGAAAUCACCUGUGCCAUCGUCCGAUGUGUCCUGUGGAGGGAGCUGCGAGAACCCACUCGGGACAACUCGCGGUAGAUAGACUAUCUAAUCUGCACGAUCUGGGGCUACGGCUGAUGAUAUGGGCUAUUGGCAUCUUAGGGUUGAAGGGUUGGGUUGGGUUUUCACGCUGGCCUCAAGGAGAAUCAGUGUUGGUGCAGUAUCGGAUUCCAAAAAAUUGAGUCUUUUUCUUUCUUUUCUUUUCUUCCCCUAGCAUGUUUGAAUGUUUGAUAUCGUUGAUUAGUCUAAGAGUGUUAUUUCUUCGGCAACGUUUUCUUGGGGUGCGUUCUCUUUACUUAGGUUCCGGGUAGUGUGUUAGGCUGCUGUGCAUCGUGCCAAACAAGAGGUAUCAUAGGUUUAAGGGAGGGAGGGAGAGGUUUUGAGAUUGCGCAGGUAUCAUAUGAUGGAAGUUUCUGCGGUGUCCAAUAGCAUCGCUAGAAGCAUUCAAAAGCUGUAAGUUGCAUUCAAUCAUAUCCAUUGUAGUAGUCUAAUGAGAAAA
This is a messenger RNA of Tuber melanosporum (Perigord truffle), 2863 nucleotides long. RefSeq lists its product as uncharacterized. The record is from RefSeq and is a predicted model, not a curated record. The coding region runs from base 46 to 1620 and encodes 524 amino acids. Gene Ontology annotation, biological process: mRNA splicing, via spliceosome. The transcript is spliced from 5 exons. NCBI's taxonomy places the organism in Eukaryota, Fungi, Ascomycota, Pezizomycetes, Pezizales, Tuberaceae. Gene Ontology annotation, cellular component: spliceosomal complex.